Molecule: messenger RNA, 309 nt
Organism: Funneliformis geosporum
Lineage: Eukaryota; Fungi; Glomeromycota; Glomeromycetes; Glomerales; Glomeraceae
Source: the annotation of a GenBank genome assembly
AUGAUAAAAAACACAACUAUCAGUUCCAGUCAAUUCAAUUUUAGGGAAGAGGAAGUGCAAAACUUUACUCGUCCUGAUGGUGCAAAUAUUGUGUGCAAUGCAGAGACUGUCUUAUCAAGAAACAAUUAUAAAAAACCCUCAAAAUAUUUUCUUAAAUUGUUGGAGUAUACUAGUAUGAUUGCAAUACCAAUUUUAUUGCUCUAUUUCACAAGUAUUCGAUUUACUAUUCUUGGUAUUGUUAUUAUGGCUAUAUUCCAAGGAAUAUUAUUAUAUAGAGAUUAUUUAAGGCAAUAUUUUAGUGAUAUAUGA